AUGGCAAGGAUUUUAUCUAUCCACGCGAGUAUCAUGCUUUGUAAAAUACUGACAUUAAUUCUCUUACAAGGUGUCUUGACGUCCAAUGCCUCAGUCAUGUCCGAGGUCAACGCUGGAGGUAUUCCAGACACCAGCAGGGUGUUUGGCCCCGGGGGACCCGCGGAUUUACUGUCUGAGGCAACGGAGGCAAAGUCCAGAUCUAAGCGCUGCACCUGUUAUUCCUACAAGGAUAAAGAGUGCGUCUACUACUGCCAUUUGGACAUCAUCUGGAUCAACACUCCUGAACGCACGGUGCCCUAUGGAAUGUCGAGCUACAGAGGACCUCAGCGAAUCAGACGUGCUAUCGGUGGGCAAUCAGCUGAGCAUGAGGGGGCAAAGACUCAGCGCUGUGUGUGUGCUGUGCUUGGCGCAGACCCUGAGUGCCAUGACUUUUGUCUGUCAAGCCCUGUGCAGACUGUGCCCAUCAGGAGUCUUCACAGAGUCCCAGGCCCUGGAUGACAGCUUGACGCCUCUCCAUCUCCUCUACUCCUCGAGGGAAUGGACCCUUCACUCACUGUUUGGCACACUUGCUUCCACAGGUACACUCACACUCAAGCAAAGAACUUUGGAGU
Molecule: messenger RNA, 611 nt
Organism: Scomber japonicus (chub mackerel)
Lineage: Eukaryota; Metazoa; Chordata; Actinopteri; Scombriformes; Scombridae
Gene: edn3b
Product: endothelin 3b
Exons: 4
Coding region: 1-498 (165 amino acids)
Biological process (GO): regulation of systemic arterial blood pressure by endothelin; regulation of vasoconstriction; vein smooth muscle contraction
Cellular component (GO): extracellular region
Molecular function (GO): endothelin B receptor binding; hormone activity
Source: RefSeq, a predicted model, not a curated record